This is a messenger RNA of Macrosiphum euphorbiae (potato aphid), 315 nucleotides long. Lineage: Eukaryota; Metazoa; Arthropoda; Insecta; Hemiptera; Aphididae. The record is from the annotation of a GenBank genome assembly.
AUGCAAGGCAUAUAUUCUGGUCUUCGGACAUUAAUUCAAAAAGAAAAUCCCAACGCUAUAUAUGUAUGGUGCUUCGCACAUCUACUGAACUUGGUUCUUGUAGAUACUUGUGAUUGUUGUGAUGUAAUGAAAAAUUUUUUUGGUGAAGUUCAAGUAUUAGUUUCAUUUUUUCGGGCAAGAAAAAGAACUGCCACUUUCAUCGAAUGUCAACAGCAGUUUUAUCCAGGAGAUAGAACACGUCGGCUAAAAUGCUUUUCCGAUACUAGGUGGACUUCAAAUGGAAGGGUUAUAACUGUUCUAUUUGAAAGAUUUUAA